Podospora anserina S mat+ is the source of this 219-nucleotide messenger RNA. RefSeq lists its product as uncharacterized. The annotation marks the transcript as partial. The transcript has a single exon. The record is from RefSeq and is a predicted model, not a curated record. Lineage: Eukaryota; Fungi; Ascomycota; Sordariomycetes; Sordariales; Podosporaceae.
AUGAGCAGCACACCCUACUCCCCCCUCGACGGGAUCAGCCAUCCUUACUACCCCCCCGACGCCACCGUCCCCUUUUACACAGCCAACACAACCCCCUUGCUCACAAUCCUCCUCUCCUUCGCGGGUCUCAUAUCCCUCUUCGUUUUGAUAUGUCUCACCUUCUCAAGAUAUGCCAACCCCAAGCUUCAGCAGUCCGAUCUAGCCGUGAUAGCCUGGUUC